AGUAAUUCCGCGUGCAUAGUGAAUUGCAGAGCAUUAACUCAAUUAAAGAUGUGUAAUUGCACGCCACAUUAUUUGAGAAUUCCAGGAGCACCGAUUUGUGGGAUUGAAGGACUUAGUUGUGUAACUGAAUAUUCAGAAAUAUUCAGAUCACUAAAAACUUAUGAUUUUAACAAGUUGGGAUUAGUUUGUAAUUGUAUUUCAAGUUGUACAGAACCAGAAUACAACGUCUUAUCUACUGAAAUCGGGUCUUUAAGUAAUGAUAACGCAAAUAACGAGGAUGUUAUAAAUGGAUCAAAAGUGGUUAUUGCAUUAGAUAGAUUACCAAAUGAAAGGCUUAAAAGAAAUGUAGUAAGAUCUCGUAUGGACCUCAUCGUUUCGGUAGGAGGAACAUUGG
Molecule: messenger RNA, 394 nt
Organism: Sipha flava (yellow sugarcane aphid)
Lineage: Eukaryota; Metazoa; Arthropoda; Insecta; Hemiptera; Aphididae
Exons: 5
Biological process (GO): sodium ion transport
Cellular component (GO): membrane
Molecular function (GO): sodium channel activity
Source: RefSeq, a predicted model, not a curated record